CUAUAAUCAACACCGACAUGAAGAACCUCAGCGGUCUCCCACUUGACGACGAUAUCAUUUGUCGUAUCUUCACGUUCUUAGGAGAUCUUGAUACGUUAAAAUCAGCCAUACUGACCUCAAAAUCAUUUCACAACGUCUACAACUCUCAGUCAAGUUUCAUACGACGCGCUGUGGUGGAGAACUUCGUUGGCCCUGCGCUACCUCAAGCUUUACAAGUUGUUCGGUGUCGUGAGCCUAGACAUGUCGACUCGGAGACAGAAGAUGAAGACGCAAGUGAGACAGACGAGAGGGAUUCUUUCUCGAACGAGGAAAUUGCCCAGCUCGUCGACAACGCAAGAAUGUUUCGAAUCUUGGAGGAUGUCUUUAGUCUGAGACAUAAGAACCGCAAGUUCAAUAAAAGCCAGUUGACAGGCGUGGAAUCUCUCAAGUUUCAACGGGCGAUGUACAGAAUAUCGUUGUAUUGCAAGAAAUUUCCCGGCACACUCACGCAAAAUCUAGACCUAGGAGAAGAAGAAAUUCCCGCCACAGCCAAGGCUCAGAGAAUAGAAAGAAAGAAGUUUUUGAGUCAACUGUCGACGGAAGAGCUGCACCGAAUUCAUACAGUAUCCCGCUUUUUGAUUGAGAUCAUAGAAUGGGCCCAGCAAUGCGAGACAGGUGAAACGGAAGAUUUAAGCGAUUACCUGUCUGUUGGACCUGCUGUCAUUUAUGAGUGUUAUGACGAAGGCUCAAUGCAACCAUUAUAUGAUGUCCUUGGUUGCGAAGAUCUGCCUACAGAUGAUUUGUUCGAGGAGGAACCUCUCCUUGCAGGUUUUCUCUCGCGGCCUCUGCGUAAAUUAUUCGCAGAACGCAACUCCAAAACCUUGUCUGAUGAUUCUUCGCAUUGGGACUCGAUAUUAGAUGAGGUCCAAGGCCAAGACGAUUCAUGCUCUCGUUGCGAGCAAGUAAAAGGUUUCGAUUUGUGGGGUCGAACGACUUACAAGUUCCUUUAUCAACAAACGGUGGAUCUCGAACCAGGGACCGGACUGGUCACUCUGUUGAAGGGUCAGUUAUCCCGCAACGCGGUGGAAUCGCGAUAUUUCAGAGGACUCGUCAAGAAGAUACCUGAUGCAGAGAGUAUAUACGAGCAGGUCGUGGAAGAACUGCUCAACAGCGAUUACAAGCAACCGGAGUUUGAUGACUGGCGGGCCGACGACUCGCUUUGUACAGACUGCCUUACCAAGUUCUUGAAGGAGAAUCUUCACUUGUGGCUACUAGACAAGAAGAUACAAGCCGGGGACGACGUGCCCAAGGAUGACUGCUGGUAUGGGUGGAAUUGCCGGACUCAAACACAUAAUGCGGACCAUGCAAGGAAACUGAAUCACAUAUGUGAGCCAACCAAGGGCAAUGUGGCCACUUGAUAACCUGCUGGAUGAAGAACUGAACUGAAAUUGCGGAUUUUUUUUCCUAUAUCGAUCAACACUUUAUUUAUUUAUUAUAUUUAAGUAACAUUACUCUUAUUUCACGUAUGUAUGUGCUCUAGACGUCGGCAAGUGUACACUCUACCAGACCCUUGUAUCGUACAGUAAUACUUGUGACUGAGCGAAAUGACUUCGUCCGCGA
Messenger RNA from Marasmius oreades (fairy-ring Marasmius), 1599 nucleotides. RefSeq lists its product as uncharacterized. The transcript is spliced from 7 exons. Gene Ontology annotation, biological process: mitotic cell cycle checkpoint signaling; protein ubiquitination; ubiquitin-dependent protein catabolic process. Bases 18 to 1397 code for a protein of 459 amino acids. Gene Ontology annotation, molecular function: ubiquitin-protein transferase activity; protein binding. Lineage: Eukaryota; Fungi; Basidiomycota; Agaricomycetes; Agaricales; Marasmiaceae. Gene Ontology annotation, cellular component: nucleus. The record is from RefSeq and is a predicted model, not a curated record.